AUUCAGCCGCGCUCGGUUAAGUGGGAGAAGACAGUAUAUCCUUGGUGAUGCUAAUGGCUAUUGUAAUGUACGUUUUCCAAAAGUGAGAUUUAUUUAUGAAGCCGACGAUAAUAUACAGGACAUUUAUCUGCCGUAAUGAAUAAUUCCUACGUACUGGAAAUAAAUAUAUCGACCGAAAUCAUUAGUAGCCGCAAAUUGUCGACGACUGAAAGAUGUCGACUUGGUUACCUUUGUAGCGACACACAAUUCAAGUUAUUUAACAUUGAUCAGCACUAUCGUCCCGAAAAACGCUACUAAAGCGCAUUGCCGAGCAAGGUGCGUGUUUAUUCGAGCUUUCAGUUCGCCAUUUCCGAUGGAAGUAACAAAUAUGGAUGGGUUGGUGAUGAUGGUGGUACUUCUAUCAAUUCAUAGGAUAUCAUCUGCAGUGCACAAAGAAUACAAACUUGACGGGACAGAUACGGAUGUUCAAUUAGGGGCACCAGGAAAAGUCCAACCCACGUUUAUAAAAUCGGCGACUUUCGGGAAGGUUUUAUCAUUUUCUGGUUUUGCGAUCGCUCGGGUUCCACGAGUAGAGAUCGGGACAACAAGCUUCUCGGUCGCGGUCUAUGUCAGGUUCAAAACCUUUGGAAGCUCUCAGACUAUAUAUUCGGAUUUCACCCGCUAUUGGCAGUUCUUGACAAGGGUGACCAAUAGAAACCAACUGUUCUUAAACCUGAGGCGAAACAUCAACAGUCAGGGUUCUGACCCCGCUCAAGACUUAGUUACUGUUACCGGGGGUGACAUAUCAAAAGGUCCUCGGAGCAACACCUGGCAACUUCUUGUUUAUACCUGGAGCAGGGAGACCCGGACUGCUAAAGCUUACCUCAAUGGAGCCUUAGUCGGCACCAUGUCACCGAAGGCCGAGUACACAAACCUUAAUUUGCAAGUGAACAACCAUCCCUUAUACGACAUCGGAGGUAACCUAGUCUAUGGCAAUCAUUUCCAGGGAGACAUGGCUCGUCUCAAGAUAUUCCUUUACGCCAUCACUCAAACCGAAGUAGCCGCUUUGUAUAAACAACUUGUUUACGGUACGGACAGCAGCACAUACGUGCAGGUGGGGCAACAGGAGGUUUCAGAUACGCCUGGGGCGACUUUCCGAACAAACACUCUCCUCUAUUGUGCCCUGCAGUGCCAUGAAGUGAAUCGGGACCUGACAUCCGCCGCCAUAUGCCAGGAAUACGUCUACAUUGAAAACCUUGGACUUUGUAAAAUAUACGCAGAGAAAGCGACUACGCCAGAAGCGGGCGGAGUUAACACCGUAAAACAUUAUAGAGUAGUAUUAAAGUAUGAAUGAGUAUGAACCAUGUUCAAGCUUACAUUAGGUUGGCCGGAUACAAAAUCAACGGGGCCUUGUCUCCUUCCAUUUCGUCCGCCGAAACUUGUUUUCGCCUCCUCUCAAGUUUGUAGUAUCGACUCCUUGCAAUAAUGCUAGUUUUUUUCAUAAUUCGCCUGAUGACAUUAUCCCGUUAAAAUCAAAAUAUCAUGAGAAUGUACCUCACAUGGUUUUGGUAGACCUGUGGAGAAACGUGGCUGAUAAGCGAGAUAGGAAUAAUGAGUCGAUUGGGAAAAGAUCACACAAAAAGUGUAAGGCUAUUGGUUCGCCAAGUCAGUUAGCUCAAUAUCAUAAUAGUAAAUUGCCUUGUAA
Messenger RNA from Lineus longissimus, 1684 nucleotides. RefSeq lists its product as uncharacterized. The coding region runs from base 353 to 1333 and encodes 326 amino acids. The transcript has 6 exons. The record is from RefSeq and is a predicted model, not a curated record. Lineage: Eukaryota; Metazoa; Nemertea; Pilidiophora; Heteronemertea; Lineidae.